This is a messenger RNA of Mycena citricolor, 204 nucleotides long. The record is from the annotation of a GenBank genome assembly. NCBI's taxonomy places the organism in Eukaryota, Fungi, Basidiomycota, Agaricomycetes, Agaricales, Mycenaceae.
ACGAGCAAGGACAGAAAGCAGACCCGCAACGCCCACGGCACUGAGCGUAGCGAGGAGAAGAUCAGGCCGACUGGGCAGCAUCCGUACUGUGAGCGUUAUGAGGAUGCAUGCAGUAUGUCUGCAGCUUGGCCAAUGGAAUGGCGUAUCAGGCCCAGCGCAGAUCCGACAUCAAGCGCGAGAGGGACGCGAAAAAAGCGUGUGAUG